Physella acuta is the source of this 3882-nucleotide messenger RNA. Its product is annotated as mutS protein homolog 5. Gene Ontology annotation, biological process: chiasma assembly; mismatch repair. Gene Ontology annotation, cellular component: nucleus. Gene Ontology annotation, molecular function: mismatched DNA binding; ATP binding; ATP-dependent DNA damage sensor activity. Lineage: Eukaryota; Metazoa; Mollusca; Gastropoda; Physidae. The record is from RefSeq and is a predicted model, not a curated record.
GCUGUCAGCAAGUCCUACUUUCAGGUUCUCUUUUCUUGAUGUUACAGAGUUACCCUUAGUUCAAAGAUGGCAUCCUCGUCUUCAACUCCUGGUGUGAGACUGAGCCUUUCUUCUCUGUCUCAGGUACAGAGCAUGCUGGACACUGAUGGGGAAGAUGAUGAAAAUGAUGGGAGAAGAACAACUUCUGAUACAUCGUACUUAAAUGCUGAGGUAUAUGCAGCAGUAAUGUGGCAUGGGGGACAGCUUGGUGUAUGUUACUAUGACUUGAACAGUUUACAGAUACACGUCAUGCCGGACACCCUAGAGAGUGAUGAUUUUUCUUUAGUUAAGCAAAUUCUGCGAGAAAUCCAACCAUCUGUUAUCGUUCUGAGUGCAUUACAAGACAACCGCUUACUGACCUGUUUAAAACAGUUGGUUUCUAACACAAGAUCAAGUCCAGGAAUCAUCAAUGAAGCUUGCAGACUGGAGUUUCUACCUAAUUCAGAUUUCAAUUAUGAGGUAGGCAAGAGGCGCAUUCUUGCAAUCAAGCUCCCUUCAAUACCCAACCACUACACAGAGGAUGAGAGGAAGGUGCAUUUUUCAUCUUUAGUUUCCUUUGAAAGAACCAAUAUGAUUCGAUCUAUUGGUGGUCUCUUAAAAUAUUUGGACAAGACGAGGGUUGGAGUGGAGCUGGAGGAUACAGACAUGUCGGUGCCAGUACUUGGCUUUAGGCUACUCACUCUAGAAAACCAAAUACAGAUUGACGCUCCAACAUACUGUGCUCUAAACAUUUUUCACAUGGAAUUUCAUCCAUCUGUGUACAAAUUUGGCUCCAGUAGCAAGGAAGGAUUGAGCCUGUUUGGAAUAUUAAAUAGAUGCAAAUCUUCUAUUGGAACUAAAAUGUUAAGACAAUGGUUUUUAAGACCCCUGAGAAAUGCUAUGCUUUUGAAUCAGCGCUAUGAUGCUAUUUCAUUUUUUCUGGAGCCUCGCAAUACAGAAAUCGUAAAUUGUCUACAAAGCAGUCUUAAACACAUCAAAUUCAUACCUAAAAUACUGUCUAGAAUGUCCAAAGCUCAAGCUACAAUAGGUGACUGGGUGGCUUUGUUUACAACCAUUUACUACACUGUUUAUAUUGGUGAUCUAUGCAAAAAUGUAAAAACUGGAGUGGAGAUAUUUAAAAAAGUAAAUAUGACUAUCACAGAUGAUCUUCAUCGUUGUGCAAACCUCAUAUGUAAAACAAUUAAUUUUGAGGAAUCAAAGCAAAAGAAAAGAUUUGUUGUGCAGCCAAAUGUAGAUGAAACUUUGGAUGAAAAAAAGCGCACAUUCAAUGGUUUACCAGAUUUGAUGACUCAUGUAGCUAGAGAGGAGCUAAAGUCACUGAGCAGUGAAAUUUCUGAAUGUGUCGUUAGCUACCUACCUCAGAUUGGUUACCUGCUUGUAAUUGACAUGCCAGAAGGCAAGGAAGAAAAUGAUGAUCACACAAUAGAUGGCCUUGAAUUUAAGUUUGCAUCCAAUAACCAGUUAUUUUACAAGACUCCUAAAACUUUGGAGCUGGAUACUAUACUGGGAGACACACAGUUAGACAUUAUAGAAAUGGAGAUCAAUAUCAUGCACCGUCUUCAAACUGUCAUUCUGGAAAAUACUCAAGUUUUACUUGAUGUUACAGAAGUGAUAGCUGAAUUAGACUGCUUAAUGGCCUUGGCUGUGUGUGCACAAGAGUUUGGUUAUGUUCGACCUAAUCUUGUCAAAGAAGAUGUGAUAGAUAUAAAAGCUGGGAGACACCCAUUACAAGAACUGUGCUGUUCUCCAUUUGUUCCUAACCAUGCAAUGAUGGGGGGAGAGAGUGGAAAAAUUAAACUUUUAACAGGACCUAAUGCAUGUGGGAAGAGUGUUUACCUCAAGCAGGUAGCACUGAUUGUAUACAUGGUCCACAUUGGUAGCUUUGCACCAGCCGAGCAAGCAAACAUUGGUCCCAUAGAUCAAAUAUUCUCCCGCAUCAAGACUUUUGAGAGCAUCUCGGAAGGGAUGUCUACGUUCAUGCAGGAAAAUAUGCAAAUGACGGAGGCCUUGCGAUUAGCCACUGCCAACUCACUAGUCAUUGUAGAUGAGUAUGGCCAAGGCACAGAAUCUACUGAUGGUCUGUCCCUGUUAACUGCUAUCCUGAAGUUUUGGAUUGCCAAGGGAACAACCUGUCCUUUUGUGCUAGUCUCCACACAUUUCCACAGCAUUAUCCACAAGAAGCUUCUCCCUUCUACUGCCCAGCUUCAAUAUUUGACUCUGGAAACAGUGAUGAACAAUGAUGAGUUAGUGUUCCUGUAUCAAAUCAGGGAAGGCCACACCAGCACCAGCUAUGCAUGUAACAUUGCAGCUCAUGUAGGCAUGCCAGCUUCAGUUAUACAACGAGGCAAAGAGGUCUCUGAUCUUCUUGCUCAGUAUAAGUCAGUACCUCACAUGAGGGACAGCGAUGCUAAAAAACAACAUGAGAGCUAUGAGAAAAUUGUGGAAGCCUUUCUUAAACUUGACCUAGACAAAGAUGACUUGCAGGGUUUUCUGAAAGACUUUGUGCUUAAAACAGUUCAAAAUACAGAAGAGAAUAUUUUACAACCUGUGCCCAAAUAUAAUGAGGUUCCACAAAUUAAAGCCACACACAGGGACAAACUCAACAGUGAAGGUGUAAAGAAUUCACUACUCACUGGCCCAGAUGUUGACCAUACAAGGAACACCAACCCCCCUGUUGUAUAUGUUGAUAAAAUUUGUCCUAUGCUGCCUGCAAGCCCACAAUCAAAACAAAGAGAGCAGCCUCAACCCAAGUCAAGCGAAGAUAAAUUUUGUAACAGUGAAAAGUCACAUCCUCCCAGCUUUAAACCAUUGACAAAUUUCACACCAAAGUCUGUUGUAAAUUACUCAGAAAAAUGCAAUGAUAAAUUAAACAAGAUAAAUGGAAAAGUAAAUGACAAUUUUAACAUAGUUCAUGACAAAAAUCAUGAUAAAACCAACAUGAUUCAUGAAAAAACUCAAAACUCUAACUCAUUACCAAACAAAAAUCAUGAAAAAUCUCUUGAUAAAACUAGAAUGAUUGGACAUGCAGACUUGUAUGACAAACUGAACUUAAUUAACACAAGAGCUCCUAAUCCUUUUCUAACAAGCACCCCAAAACUUCCUGACCCCCAGCAGCAGACUUCACAUCCACAAAAAACAGAACCAACAAAAAGUUCAGGUCCUCCAACUGAAAAAAGGAAAAUAGACAUGAGGUUUCUCUUUAACAGACCCAACAAACGGACAAAAAUAGACCAAGUUCCUUGCCCACAACGCAAGCAAAGUGAGUUUAUGUUUGAGAGUAAAUCAUUAACUGCCUUGAAGAAAGAAAAACUGAGUGAAAACUCUGAGAGUGAAGGGUGCUGUGAUACAUCAGAUGAUCAGUGUCUGAGCUCCAGGUAUCCUAGCACCACAGAGCUUAGCACAUCCUAACAAACAUCAUACCAUCUUCAGCACAUCCUAACUAAAAAAAAAAUAAUCCUUUGUAUCAGUGUAAUAGCUUUAGAAAUGAGAUGUCCUGGCACCUCAGAUCUCCCAUUCUGAACAUUCUAUUGCACAUCUGAACCAUAGUACAUCCUAACUCUAACACACACAUACAUCAUAGAAAUGGGGCACUGUAAAGUGUGUUUUUGUUUCACACCAAGGGGAAAACCAUUCUUUGUCACUGUAUACUUAACAUUUUUCCUAAUGUAAAGGGAGACAACUUCAUAAUUUAUAAUUCCACAACCAUAAUUUAUUUGCAUUGAUCCUGUACAAAAAAAAAAUUUAAAUUCAUUAAAUUGUUUAUAGAUGUUAUGAGAUUUGUUUGUAACAAUGUUACCUCUUGGAUUUCUUUGUUUAUGUAGCUCACACAUUGAAUUAUUUUUG